GCUUCACUGAGUAGUCAGAGAUACUUGGAGAGGGAAAAGCAAAGCAAAAGGCAGCCCUUGCUUUUUUGUUUCUGCCAAGCUCUGAAAACUCUUGGGAAACAGAAACCUGAUGGAUUAAGGACUGUGUGGAGAACCAGUAAAGCAGAUUUCCAAGGAUAAGUUGCAGAUUGAAGAAGAACAGUGCCCAAAAGGAAAUAUUCACUAAGAUUUCUUCCUUGGUGCAGAGAAAGUGUUUGGGGAUCUCUGAUAUUUCAACCUCUGAACCAGCUUCUCUGUAGGGGACAUAUGGGACUUAAGAAGGGCAGCCGACAGGGAGCCUCUGAGGUGAAGCAGGCGUGUCCUGGGCACAGGCAGAAGGACCCGUUUAUCAACUCUUUUCUCUAGUUUGCAAUCAUGGUGAAGAUUUUUAAAAUGCAAGUGUGUGUGUUCCCUCCUGCAACCAUUGGCUUUAGCAGCUGAACUGGCAGAAGGCACUGACGAGUGUGUGGCUGGACCAGGGCUCUGUUGCCCCAGCCAUGAGACAGCACACCUGGUUCCCCUUGCAGUACAUUCCCAAGCCCUUCUGGAGAGCGGAGAACCACAACACGACCAACUUCUUCUCUGCACUGUAUGGCUUCCCUAACCAGUCCUUCUUCCACAGUGACUUGAACCUGGAGGACCUGGGGGACUUUGAUAGUGGAGCAAAGUAUGAGGGUGAGUCCCAGAGCAGGACGGUGAAGGCGCUGCUGAUUGUCGCCUACUCUGUGAUCAUCUGCAUCUCUCUCUUCGGCAACAUCCUGGUGUGCCACGUGGUCGUCAAGAACAAGAGGAUGCACUCUGCCACCAACCUCUUCAUCGUAAAUCUGGCCGUUGCUGACGUGAUGAUCACCACCCUGAACACCCCCUUCACCCUGGUGAGGUUUGUGAGCAGCACCUGGCUUUUUGGAAAGCUGAUGUGUCAUAUCAGCCGGUUUGUUCAGUACUGCUCUGUCCACGUGUCUGUGCUGACCCUUGCUGCCAUUGCACUGGACCGGCACCAGGUGAUCAUGCACCCUCUCAAGCCACGCAUGUCCACAGUGAAAGGAGGGAUUUGCAUCCUCAUCAUCUGGGUUAUGGCCAGCUGCUUCUCACUGCCUCACGCCAUUUAUCAGACUCUGACGAGGUUUUAUAUUGGAAACAGAACCAUCCGGAUGGUCUGCCUCCCCAGCUUCCCUCCUCCUGCUGAUCUUUUUUGGAAGUAUUUGGACCUGACUACAUUUGUUCUCUUGUAUGUCCUGCCCUUGCUUGUGAUCUCCAUCACAUACACCAUAGUGGCCAAAAAGCUCUGGCUGAGGAAUGCCAUUGGGGACCUCACCAUGGAGCAGUACUACGCCCAUCAGCGGAAGAAGAAGAUGACGCUGAAGAUGCUGAUGGUGGUGGUGGUUGUGUUUGCCGUGUGCUGGUUUCCCCUGAACUGCUACGUGGUGCUCAUCUCCUGCAGGGCCAUCCACAGCAGCAACGCUCUGUACUUCGCUUUUCACUGGUUCGCCAUGAGCAGCACCUGCUACAACCCCUUCAUCUACUGCUGGCUGAACGAGAGCUUCCGCACGGAGCUCCGGUCCCUGCUGUGCGUGUGCCGGCGCAGGAGCAUGGCUCAGGGGCACGCUCUGCAGCCCAUCUCCCCGCUGUUCCAGCACACCAAGGCUGAAAACUGCCAGUACAAAAGAAGCAGCACAUGCCAGAAGGCACAGACACCCUCCAAGAGGCACUCCACAAAGACAGACAUAACCAGCGUGCAGCCGAUUGUGGCAGAAAGCUGAACCCUUCAUCUGACAGCUGGGCAGCACCCCAUAGGGGAUCAAAAUCAUGGGGAUCAGCAAAAUCAUGGGGAAAACGGGUUGGGAAAGGGCUCUGGAGACCAUUAAGUCAACCUUCUGCCCAAACCAUUUGACUGGGUCAUUCUGGACCUUAUUCUCUCAGGUAUCAAAAUUCUCUAGGGAUGAAUUGCCCACUUGUGCACUCCAGAAUGAGGGGUAUUGAGUGAAUUUUUCAUUGGAACAGCCAGCAAAAAUGAAAGUAAUUAUUUAACAGCACACGAAGCCUUUCAUGGUCUAAGCAAACAUGAGGAAGGUGCACUGGUUAUACACACACUAGCUACCCACUGUGGCUUGGUGUAAAGCUGUUAGGGCUUCAGCUUUGUGAAUUGACAUUUCUGUGGCACAAAAUCUAAAUUAUUUUCACUUUCAAUAGUAUUUUAUUUUUCACCAGUCCUCAAGAAGUGUGUCCUUUGUGGCUUCCCUGCCAGCCUGGCAGCCCUUCCCCAUUGAGUCAGCCUGUCUCCCUGUCCUGUAGUUAUCCUGUGGGCAGCAGCAACCUUUCAGCAGUUACGGAACUGGGGGUUCUGCCUUUGUCUGAGGUGGAACCAGCAUUGUGUUGGUUCUGUCACAACGCAAUAAACCAGGUUUUCAACCCAAAAUGCAGGAGAUGGAAGAAGUUUAACCUGUAACGUGUAAAUGGUCAUGUGUUCCCUGCUCAGUUAAACUGAGCAUCUGACAAUGUGCCACAGCACUCAUCUCAAGCAGAGAUCCUUGUGUUCCAGCUACAUCGCUGAUGGCAGGGUGCACUAGCAGUGCUGCUCCUAGCCCAAACAGUGCCUCUGGAAUGCAAGAGAUAGCUGGGAUUCCUGGGGAUGUGGGUGCCUGACAGCUGGCAGCAGCAGCUGCUGCUCUGGGGGCUCACAGUGGAGCCAGCCACUGUGUUACAGGGCUGGGUUUCGGUCACUAGGGAGAGAUACCCAGUGGGAGCACAUGGCCAACUUCAGCCUAUGGCUAUGAAAAGCCACCAAAGUUGUGUUUCCCUCUUUCUCAGAAAGAAUAAUCAGUUUCUUCAUGUCCAUUCUGCCUUUGUGAUGGUAAAGGCCUGAGCUUCAAAAGACAGUGAAAAUGAAAUGAGCUUCAGUCUUCCCUUGCAAGGUACUCUAAAUUACACCACAGUAGCUGAGCAUUUCUACCCAGACUGGUAGCAUGUCACAGCUGCAAACCUGUGUGAAAGGCUGCUUAAAUCUGGAAAUCAAGAUGCUUUGAUGGGUACAAAAAUAUGUGACCUGAGAAUGUAUUUGUAUUUCAAAAAGAAGUGGUGAAGGGGAUGAAAGAGUAAGAGCAACACUAAUCUUGCUUUUUCCUAAGUUAUUGUGGGAAGGAGGAGGACAACAGCAGCUGGGACAGGGACAGGGAUGUGGCAUUGCUUGGGACACUGCAAGUCCAGCUGGCAAUGACAGUGCUAAGGCUUCAGGUCUGUGCCCCCAUCUGAGGCACAGUGAUCUCUUUUCCUUCACAUCUGCAGGAAUUACUCUGCAGAGGAUGUGCUAUGGGGAGGAAACGGAAUUAGAAACAUCUCUUCAGAGAGCAAAUACCCAAGGCUCAGGUAUUGGCUCCGACUAGGUGAGCCUUCAAUUUGGUCCAACUGGAGUGGAGUCCUGCCUGGAGCUGGCACCACAGAGGCAGUACUAAAACCUUUAAUUCUGUGUUACAAGUAAAUUACUGCAUAAACCAGACAUUAGUCCUAAGCUGGGUGUUUUACUGUCUGGAAAACUGGGAAUCCAUGACACUGGAAAUGGUAUUUUCCUAAAAUUACUGUCUGGAGGUUUCUAUAAACAAGAUGUCUCUUUUUAAAAAACCAAUCCAAUCAAAAAUGCAAAUAAACAUUGUUACUGUAACUUAAUAAAACUUAUUCAAGUGCUCUUCUCUUCACGUUGGAAAAAAUAAUUGAGCUUAAAUAAUGCAGUUUACGUGUAUAUCCCAGCCCUCUCCCAGAGAACUGUCAAACUCCUUACUCUGGACUAAAUCAAUCAGAUUCUGUUCUUGCCCCUCAUUCUUCAGCAUGCCGGCUCAGCAUCCCUCAGCCUUGUGUGAAUGGAUGGGUGGUGCAGGCCUAGGUCAAACCCACAGGCUGCCCGUCUGACCAUGGCAGUAGGCAGACAUCUCUCACCUGGCAACAGCUCUCCAAGGGACCGUAUGCUCCCAGAUAAAAAGCUGACAUUGUUUCCUCAUAGCACAUCCCAUGCUGACCCUUGUGCAGCAGCGCUUUCCUCAGUAGGAGUCUGCAGUCUGGCAACGUUGAGCUACCUUAAAAAACAGUGAUUGUUUCUGUAAAAGUCUGGCAAACUUCCCCCUGAUUAUGCACAACCUCCCACCGGAUGCUCAUGCUUUAAUACAUGCUCUGUUAAAAUAUCUGUGUCGUUGUAAUACACAAGAUUUGAUCCACCAAUGUUCUUUGGGGGCUAACAGUCAAA
Molecule: messenger RNA, 4249 nt
Organism: Prinia subflava (tawny-flanked prinia)
Lineage: Eukaryota; Metazoa; Chordata; Aves; Passeriformes; Cisticolidae
Product: G-protein coupled receptor 83-like
Exons: 4
Coding region: 516-1778 (420 amino acids)
Biological process (GO): neuropeptide signaling pathway
Cellular component (GO): plasma membrane
Molecular function (GO): neuropeptide Y receptor activity
Source: RefSeq, a predicted model, not a curated record